Sycon ciliatum is the source of this 1377-nucleotide messenger RNA. RefSeq lists its product as uncharacterized. NCBI's taxonomy places the organism in Eukaryota, Metazoa, Porifera, Calcarea, Leucosolenida, Sycettidae. The coding region runs from base 1 to 1377 and encodes 458 amino acids. Gene Ontology annotation, molecular function: catalytic activity. The record is from RefSeq and is a predicted model, not a curated record. The transcript has a single exon.
AUGCCCCCCAGCCUAACGCUCCUGCUCACAAAUGCCUUCGGACUGCAAUCCAAACUUGGUGAGUUCCAGCACACCCUAGACCAAGUCCAACCUGAUAUCGCCAUCAUCACAGAAACCAAGCUCACCCCAGAAAGUACUACGCAAGCAGAGCUGACGGUCCCUGGCUAUUACUCACCCUUGCGGCGUGACAGGACUCGCCAUGGCGGUGGUGUGGCAGUCUGGGUUAAGACUUCCCUCGCUAUGCGGGAGCUGGAAACAAUCGACGUGCUUGAUCAGGAGCUCAUCUGGCUAAGCGUCAAGCUGUGCAACGGCCAGUCUGUGGUCAUAUGUGCAGCUUACCGCCCUGGAACGUGCUCAGACACAGACAUCACCAUCUUUGACGCCAUAUCUGCGGGCCUCGAGUCGACAGCGCGCCGAAAUUCGCCUGUGAUCCUAGCUGGUGACUUUAAUGUGCACAACCAAGACUGGCUCCACAGCAGUCGAACGACACGUGCAGGCGAAUAUGCAGAGGACAUGUGCCACAUGUAUGGUCUUGAGCAGCUCGUCCAUGAGCCAACCCGUGGUCGCAACACCUUGGACCUCGUAAUGUCAGAUUUACCAGGCAGAAUCGUCACGCCUCUGCAUCCACCCCUUGGCAAAUCCGAUCAUGCAGUGAUAGUUGCACAUUUUGAUGUGGCACCAACCCCAGACCGUCCGACCAAGCGCACAGUAUGGCGGUACCAGCAAGCCGACUGGCCCCGCCUACGCGCCUUCCUGCGCGACUCAGACUGGUCCUUCCUUGCUACUGAUGACGUUGACACCUCAUGUGACAAACUCACCAGGAAAGUCACAGAGGCAAUGAAACGAUUCAUACCAUCCAAAGUAUUGAAGCAGCGAGCCAGCAACCCAAUCUGGUGGUCUCCUGAAUGCCAAGCAUGUGUUGACAGAAAACAACAGGCGUGGAGGCGCCAUCGGGCGUCCCCAGAUGAUGCUGCACUUCUGUCAAUCUUCAAGGAGGCAGCAACUGCCGCAGUCGCCACUCUGCAUCGAGUAAAGAUGGCCCACAUUGCGACAGUAAGGCGCAAGAUCAGCGCUGGAGGUCUCUCCAGCCGAGAGUGGUGGACUACGAUCAAACGUGCUGGUGGCCAUAGCAGCCGUUCCUCGGAGAUCCCGACCUUGACCCAGGCCAACAGUGUCGAAGUCAGGCAGAGCGCAGCGAAAGCUGAGGCUUUUGGAAAGUUCUUCUCGUCAAAGUGCAGUUUGGGUACGGAUGACUUGCAGGCAGACGUGCUCCCACCAGUUCGUCGCCGCUCAGAUGCGCAGCUCCACACAGUGCACUUCCGACCUUGUGCGGUCGAGCGCGAGCUCAGGAAGGUCUCCGCUGCAAAAGCCACAUGA